Molecule: messenger RNA, 2022 nt
Organism: Bactrocera tryoni
Lineage: Eukaryota; Metazoa; Arthropoda; Insecta; Diptera; Tephritidae
Gene: SmydA-2
Product: SET domain-containing protein SmydA-8
Exons: 4
Coding region: 259-1851 (530 amino acids)
Molecular function (GO): protein binding
Source: RefSeq, a predicted model, not a curated record
CGGCAGCUAAGUAUGCAGAUUUGUAUGUGCAGACGAAAUUUAUUGAAUUCGGUCGGAUCUGCGCUGCCGUUGAUUCUCAAAUUUAUUUGUUCGACCAGUCGUGGCAUGACUGGCGAUUACGCAAACCGAAAAUUUUCAAAAGUUCCACUCGAUCGUCGCGUGUGUUCUGCAAUAUUAUUUGAUUAAUAACAUAAAACGUUUUGUUUAUAAAAUCGGAGUCGCCAAUCUAACGGAAACUAAAAAGAAGACAGUGAAGAUAUGACUAAUCCUGGAAAUUGCGCAGUUUGUGGAGUGGCGGCGUCACAGAAGUGCGGUGGCUGCCGAAAUGUGGUCUAUUGCGGCAAAGAGCACCAGAUCAUACAUUGGAAGAAGGGGCACAAGGCGGAGUGCAAGUGUUAUGAGAUCGCCACAAACGAUAUUCUGGGUCGUCAUUUACGGGCCACGCGUGACAUUAAAAAAGGUGAGAUUUUCUUACGUGAGAAGCCUUUCAUCUAUGGGCCCAAGGUGGCUAGUGCGCCCACAUGUUUGGGUUGUCACCGCUCAUUGCCUAAUCCAGUACCGCCACAAAAGAAUUUCUACAAAUGCAGCCGCUGCUCAUGGCCCUUGUGCGGACCGCAGUGUGAAAAUUCCUCCCAUCACAUUGACGAAUGCGAGCUGAUGUCGGCGCGCAAAUUCAAGGCCAAGAUCGAUUUUGAUCCUACUAAAGAAGGGACAGGUAAAAAGGAGUCUGCCUACUGUGUCAUUCUACCGCUGCGGUGUAUUUUGCUGCGCAAUAAAAAUCCCGAAGCCUUCGCGCGUUUCGCCCAGCUGGAAGAUCAUCUCAAUGAGCGCAUGAAUACGCCGCUCUAUAGGAUACUCAGCGCGAAUUUGUUAACGUUUAUCAAGACGAUCAUGGGUUUCAGCGAGUGGAGUGAUGACGAGGUCUUACGUGUCGCCGCGCGCUUGGACACUAACACUUUUGAGGUGCGUCAAGCGGCAGCAGGGCAGAAACUGCGCGCGAUCUAUACAAACGCGGCGAUGAUCUCGCACGAUUGUGUUUCGAAUGCGCGCCACACCUUCGACGAUCAAAUGCAGAUUCUUUUCAUAGCGAAGCAGAAGAUCGCGAAGGGCGAAAUUAUUGCGACCUCCUAUACGCAACCGCUAAAGUCUACGCUCAUGCGUCGGCAACAUCUCUCGCAGGCGAAGUGCUUCGAGUGCACUUGUGCGCGCUGCAAGGACCCCGAAGAGUUGGGCACAUUCGCGGGCGCCAUCUUAUGCAGUCGAUGCAAAGUCGGCAAGAUAAUAUCCACCGACCCGCUGGACAAUGGCGCUUUGUGGAGGUGUCAGCUCUGCCCACACGAAAUACCUGCCAAACAGAUUAAUUGGGGCAACGGCGCCAUGCUGAAGGAGAUCGAAUCAUUAAACAAAAUGUCACCACGCGCCUUUGAAGAGUUCCUACACCGUUAUCGCGACACAUUGCACGAGAAAAAUACGCAUGUGUUGCAAGUCAAAUACGCACUCACUCAACUGUACGGAAAUGCGCCCGGAUUCCAAAUGCACGAAAUGAAUGAUGCGGCUGUAAAGCGAAAAGUUGAACUAUGCCAGGAGCUCCUGGAAGUGGCGGAAAUACUCGACGGUGGUUGGAGCAUAUUCCGCGGUAACCUCUUGCUCGAUCUGCAGGAAGCGUUAGUGGUGCAAGCAAAACGCGAAUUUGAGAGAGGCUUGCUGACCAAAGCAAAUGUUCAAGAAAAGCUCACCGAAGCAAUGGAGCUACUGAAAGAAGCUGUAGAAAUUAUGAGAUUGGAACCCGAUAUGCAAGAGGCGCUAAAGGAACGCACGCAACAGUUAGCUAAAGAGCUAGAACUUGAUUAAAUGAAUAUAAAAAAUAUUCGGUUUUGAAAGUAAUUUAUUAAUUUUUAGUAAAGAGUUUUAGUAAAAAACUCACUGGUAGUGAAGCUGUAAAUAUUUGGUUGCGGUAGAAAGGGACCCUUACAAAGUAUAAUAAUAUUACUGAAAAAAUUGGUUUACAACGGUAAACGAUAA